This is a messenger RNA of Moesziomyces aphidis, 918 nucleotides long. The record is from the annotation of a GenBank genome assembly. Lineage: Eukaryota; Fungi; Basidiomycota; Ustilaginomycetes; Ustilaginales; Ustilaginaceae.
AUGGAAGCGACGACAUCAAGUGGGGCCGGUGGUGGGGCAGCCAACAGUACCGAGCUGAUGAUUGCGCUGUCGCAGAUCCAGCAGCUGAUUCCGCUCCUGGAGCACCGGCCCGGUGGGCUCGUGCAUCUUCUCUCGAGCCUGCUCAUCCCGCUUUGCGCCGAGGGGGGUCCGGAGGCUAUGCAGCGGUAUCGAGCCAAUGUGGACCAUGCAUUUCGUGUCUCUGCCGAGCUGGUGGCGCGAACCCAAGGCGGACCGGUGGGGACAGCGUUGGAGCUGGCGGAAAAGUUGAUGCACGACGGCGAGAGUAAGAGGUUGCUACGGGUGCGUAGGAAGAGGAGACUGUUUACGGAACAGGAAAAGCUGCUCGAUGGUAGCGGUCCGCCGAUUCCGCAAUCCCAGCCUCAAGCUGCAGAAGCAAAGCAAGAUGCAGAAGCGCGCGUCUUGCCUGUGCUGCCUUUGACAUCGGCGCAGCAAGGUCUGGCUUGGCCUACGUCGGCAGACGCCGUACAGCAGUACCUCCGCGCGCUGCAUGGGUACCUCGAAGAGGCGUUCAAGGAGAAGGGGCGCGACGGGGCGCUCAAACACGUCAAGGCACGCGUGGCGAGCUUCAGUCAGGCUGGGUUCGAAGUCGAGGUGCAAGUCAGCCCCAUCCUCAAGGCGAGGAUAGAGGUGACCGUGGCAGAAUCGAACAUCGACAUUGCCUCGCUUGCUGUUGGUGCGAUGACCGAAUCGAUCACCUCGACGAUGCCAUCUGCAUUCCCCAUCUUUCGCGCGCUGUCGAGCGACGUACUCACACGCACCAAGCGCGCCCAGCGCGCCCCCGCAUCCGCGCACGCGACAGUGUGGUCCGCCUACACAGGUGUCACUGAAACCAUGGCGCGGCUCAUCCUUUCAGCGGCGCAGUUUCAGACCCAGUGA